Molecule: messenger RNA, 1433 nt
Organism: Olea europaea var. sylvestris
Lineage: Eukaryota; Viridiplantae; Streptophyta; Magnoliopsida; Lamiales; Oleaceae
Product: methyl-CpG-binding domain-containing protein 11-like
Exons: 2
Coding region: 120-1100 (326 amino acids)
Molecular function (GO): DNA binding
Source: RefSeq, a predicted model, not a curated record
GCAGAGGUACAAAAGAAAAUUCUGCAGACAAAUUGUGUGCUUUUUCAUUUAGUUAUACGUUUGCCAUCGUUUUUGGUACUUUAAGAGCUCUUUUGGUUCCAUUUUUGUAGGUGAAAAGAAUGGCGGAGACUCAGAUCGGAAAUAGUGACGAAGUCGUGUCUGUGGAGCUUCCUGCACCUGCUUCUUGGAAAAAGAUGUACAUUCCAAAGAAGGGAGGUACACCUAGGAAGAAUGAGAUCUUAUUUAUUUCUCCCACUGGAGAGGAGAUUACUCACCGUAAACAGCUGGAGCAGUACCUAAAAUCACACCCAGGAAACCCUGCUAUAGCAGAAUUUGAUUGGAGCACUGGUGAGACUCCGAGACGAUCAGCUAGGAUCAGUGAGAAGGCUAAGGCGACUCCUCCAUCUAAAGAGAGUGAGCCACCAAAGAAACGAAGCAGGAAAUCUUCAGGUACAAAGAAGGGAAAAGAGAUGGAACCUGGAAAAGAAGAAAUUGAGGGCAAGCAAGAAGUUGAAAUGCAGGAUGCAGAGGUGGGUGAAAAGAGAGGAGAAAAAGAAGAGGAGACUGAUGAGCUGAAGGAGGCUGAGGUUAAGAGUGAAGGUAAAAUGCAGGAAGAUGCAGCUGGAAAGAGUAAGCCUGAGGAAUUGAAAGAUAAGAAACCUGAGGAAAAUGUUGCGACAGAUUUUGAGAUUCACAGUGCAACUGAUGAGGCUGUUAAUGUCGAGAAGGGUGGAAAUGAUGAGCCUGACAAAGCUAAUGGUUCUGAGGAAGUUUCAAAAGUGGAAGAAAACAUUGCAGAAAAACAGGUUCUUGGAAUCAAAGAACAACCAGAUUCAGUAACUAAAGAAGCUGGGGCUGAUGAUGAGAAACAGGAUAAAGUGGAAAAUGUCCCUGAGGAAGCAACUGAUGGAGCUAAAACAGACAUGUCCAAUGGCGUGGCCCCUGCGCCUGCAGGAGAAGCUCAUGCAGUUGAGGAGAACAGUGGUAAAGCUAAUUUACAGGUGGAGGAGCCUGAGAAGAAUGCCACUGAUAAUAGGAAGGUGAACGAAAGUGGGGCAACGUUGGCACAUCAUCCUUCUCCAACUGCUGCUAGUUGUUAAAUUUAUUGUUGUCAUAUAUCGUGUGUAACAUCUCUGUUGGUUUACCUUCUGAUACUAACUUUGCAGACUAGAAUGACUAUGCUUGAAUGAAGAAUAGGUUUAGAUUUAUUAUAGAUAGGAAAUCGACCUUUUGGAUUGUCUUUGAUGAUGUGGCAAUUGUUGUGCUGUGCUUAUGUUGUAGUGUAGAUUGUUAUCUGUAAUCUGUAGGCAUGCUAUGAAAGUGUGCACUUCCUAGUAUUCCAAUAAGUAUCUGUGCACUUGCUAGUAUUCCAAUAAGUAUCAAGGGACACCGUACUCUUGUUGAAGCUGGUCUGUGCUAUGGUUUCUUAUCGA